UUGAUGUGACAGCCCAUUAUCGAGAGCACAGUGUCUUAGUGGUCACCUUCUGUGUUGAUCUGUCCCGACAGUCACUGCAGUCUCAUUCGUCUGCACAGCUGGGACUCCUGGAGGGAGACAUCAUGAUCUUCACUUUUACAGUGUUCUUUCAUCUUGGGCUGAGUCUGGAACCCAGGAGAACGGUGGUGGCAGAAAAAUUGCAAAAACCCACCAUCUGGGCUGAACCAGACUCUGUGGUCACCAAGGGACUGUCUGUUUAUAUCUUCUGUUUUGGAACCCAGGAAGUCCAGAAGUACUAUCUAUAUAAAAAGGAACGUUUAAACCCCUUGAAGAUACAGACCUCACUGGAGCCUGGGAACAAGGCCAACUUUUCCAUUCCAUUUAUCACAGAAUAUCAUGCAGGACUAUACUACUGCUGCUAUUUCAGCCCUUCUAACUUGUCAGAAUGCAGUGACAUCCUAGAGCUUGUGGUCACAGGAUUCUACAACAAACCCAACAUCUCAGCCCUUCCAAGCUCCCUGGUGACCUCAGGAGGGAAUGUCACCCUCCAGUGUAGCUCACAUCAGGGAUAUGAAAGAUACAUCCUUACCAAGGAAGGAGAACAGAAUGUGUCCUGGACUCAGGAUUCCCAGAAACAACCCAAUGGACAUUUUAUGGCCUUGUUUCCUGUGGGGCCAGUGACUUCCAAACACAGAUGGGCCUUCAGAUGCUAUGGCUACUAUGAGAGAACCUCCCAGAUGUGGUCAAUGCCCAGUGAGACCCUGCAACUCCUCCUUAUUCACACUCACAAGAUCAUACAGUGGAGAAUCUCAUCAGGAUGGCUGUGGCUGACUUGGUUCUGGUGGUUCUUGGGAUUCUACUUUUUGAGGCACAAAACAGUCAGAGAAGUCACCAAGAUUCAGGAUGGAGGUGAACCAGAGAGAAUCGUGCAUCUAUCUCUUAAUGUGGUAGAGGCUUGAAGAUGAAUCUAACAAGUAGAAGAAAUCAUGGAAGUAAAUUUGUGGUAUAAGUGUUUGAACACAGUUGCAUACCCUGAAGAGAACACCAUAUUUGGGUGCAGGGAAAAUGCCAAAGAGAUCUGUGAAGAGGACUAUACACCCACUAAGUUAGAACAGUCUGGUGGCUUGAAUAAGAUGGCCUUCAAAGUCUCAGACAUUUGAAUGCUUGGUCCUCAUCUGGUGAUAUUGUGUGGAGAGACUUAGGACAUGUGGUCUUGUCAGAAGAAUUGUGUAACUGGGCUAGGCUUUGAAGCCUUAAGGCUCAUCAUUUCUAGCUCACUCUUGUGUUCAUUUUCUACAAGAUUGAAAUAUUCCACUCUGUAGGGAAUCUUCUUAAGCCAGAAGGCAAACAACUCAAAAUAACCCCAGAAAGGAUCUGAAACUAACAAGAUUUACUAGGUCCUUUUUUUUUUUUCUAAGAGUUAAGAAGAAGAGCUGUUGUGAGUUACUCUUAGACGAGAUAAGCUGCAAGGAAGAAUCUGAGACCAGAUCUACUCCCUGGAAGAAUAAAGAAACAACCAAGCUGCCUAGAAGAGAUUUAGACUGAAAUAAGCUGGA
This is a messenger RNA of Alexandromys fortis (reed vole), 1556 nucleotides long. RefSeq names its product leukocyte immunoglobulin-like receptor subfamily A member 5. NCBI's taxonomy places the organism in Eukaryota, Metazoa, Chordata, Mammalia, Rodentia, Cricetidae. Gene Ontology annotation, cellular component: plasma membrane. Gene Ontology annotation, molecular function: inhibitory MHC class I receptor activity. Gene Ontology annotation, biological process: cytokine-mediated signaling pathway. Bases 123 to 959 code for a protein of 278 amino acids. The transcript has 5 exons. The record is from RefSeq and is a predicted model, not a curated record.